AAAAGAAAAAAGAAAAAAGAAAAAAGAAAAAAUCGGAUUCGCUCUGGUGGUUCCCACUCAGGCAUUGAUACAAACACUUGGCUUACGUCUUCUUCAAACAAUAGUCUGCAUUUAGAUCGACGAUUUGCAGAAGAGGCGGUGAAGAAAUUGAGAGGAUGAAGUACGUGCUGGUGACCGGAGGAGUGGUGAGCGGACUCGGCAAAGGAGUUACUGCCAGUAGUAUCGGCGUCGUGCUCAAAGCGUGCGGUCUACAAGUUACUUCCAUUAAAAUCGACCCGUAUUUAAACACCGAUGCUGGUACCAUGUCCCCCUUUGAGCAUGGAGAGGUUUUCGUACUUGAUGAUGGUGGAGAGGUUGAUUUAGAUUUGGGAAACUACGAGAGAUUUCUGGACUUGACACUGACCAAAGAUAAUAACAUAACUACCGGGAAGAUAUAUCAGUCUGUUCUUGAGAAGGAAAGAAGAGGGGACUACCUUGGGAAGACUGUUCAGGUUGUUCCACACAUUACAGACGCAAUUAAGGAUUGGAUUGCCUCAGUCUCUCUAAUUCCUGUUGAUGGAAAGGAAAGCCCGCCUGAUAUUUGUGUUAUUGAGUUGGGAGGGACUGUUGGUGACAUAGAAUCCAUGCCAUUUAUCGAGGCCUUGAGACAAUUAUCAUUUUCUGUUGGACAAGAAAAUUUCUGCCUCAUUCAUGUGAGCCUGAUUCCUGUUUUGGGUGUUGUUGGGGAGCAGAAAACAAAGCCAACCCAGCACAGUGUCCGAGAACUAAGAGCUUUGGGCUUGACCCCUCACCUUUUGGCAUGUCGCUCUGCUCAGCCAUUACUGGACACGACAAAGGCAAAACUAUCUCAAUUCUGCCAUGUGCCGGCUGCUAAUAUUCUGAAUAUCCAUGAUGUCCCAAACAUUUGGCAUAUUCCUCUUCUACUCCGGAACCAAAACGCGCAUCUCUCGAUUCUCAAACAAUUAAAUCUACUCAGCACUGCUUCACCACCUGCUCUGGAUAGCUGGACCAACAUGGCCGAGACUUUUGAUAAUCUAACAAAUUCAGUCAAAAUUGCGAUGGUUGGGAAGUACGUUGGCCUAACAGAUUCCUACCUAUCUGUUGUUAAGGCCCUUUUGCAUGCAUGCAUUGCAUGUUCAUUAAAGCCACAAGUAGAAUGGAUUGCAGCUUCAGAUCUUGAAGAUGAAAGCGAAAAAUCGACUCCAGAAGCACAUGCUGCUGCUUGGAAAACCUUGAAGAAUGCAGAGUGCAUCCUGGUUCCUGGUGGUUUUGGAGAUCGUGGUGUGAGUGGAAUGAUUUUAGCCGCAAAUUAUGCAAGAGAGAACAAUGUCCCUUAUCUAGGGAUUUGCUUGGGCAUGCAGAUAGCAAUAAUAGAGUUUGCUAGAUCUGUUUUGGGUCAGGAAAGAGCAAAUAGCACUGAAUUCGACUCUCAGACACCUGAUCCUGUUGUUAUAUUUAUGCCGGAAGGCUCAAGGACUCAUAUGGGAAGCACGAUGAGAUUAGGAUCUCGUCGGACACUCUUACAGACUCGCGACUGUCUCACUUCUAAAUUAUACGGUAAUACAGACUAUGUGGAUGAACGACAUCGCCAUCGUUACGAGGUGAACCCAGACGUGGUGAAGGUACUUGAAGAAGCAGGUCUAAAACUUGUAGGGAAGGAUGAAACCGGAAAACGAGUCGAGGUUAUGGAGCUUCCGACGCAUCCAUUCUAUGUCGGGGUGCAAUUUCAUCCGGAAUUCAAAUCCAGACCCACAAGGCCUUCACCUCCAUUUCUAGGGUUUAUAAUGGCUGCAACGGGGCAGCUAGAGGAGCAUUUGAGUAUUGACCAGAACGGUUCCCCUUCAAAGUCCUCUGUGCAUUUUGAACAGUAUAUCGGGAUUUUUGUCACAACGGUCGUCGUCGUAGCCGUAGGACACGGCGGCGGCGGCAUCAUCAUCAUCGUGGAAAUCGUAAUCAAAGUCGAUAUCGUGAGGGGAAAUGCAAGGGAGGAGGAACCUCAUGGAAGAGGGGCGGUGCAUCUUGACGUGGAAGAUUGGGGUUUCGUCGAAGGAAAGCUCCCUUUCUCCGUAACGGGAGAGAUAGUCAUCGCGACCACGAUGAUGAUGGUGGGACAAAGCUCUGAGAAACUUGGGGACUAAGCCACGAAGCUCAACCAACGUCCAUCUCUUGAAAACACCUCCCUUUCUCGCCCAUAGAAGUGCCAUCCUCAAUAUCCCCCAUGCCCUUUUGCUGCUGCC
Molecule: messenger RNA, 2237 nt
Organism: Tarenaya hassleriana
Lineage: Eukaryota; Viridiplantae; Streptophyta; Magnoliopsida; Brassicales; Cleomaceae
Product: CTP synthase-like
Exons: 23
Coding region: 156-2138 (660 amino acids)
Biological process (GO): pyrimidine nucleobase biosynthetic process; CTP biosynthetic process
Molecular function (GO): identical protein binding; CTP synthase activity
Source: RefSeq, a predicted model, not a curated record